AUGGAAGAGCUAGGGGCCUACAGGGAAGGGGGCUCCAGGGAAGAGCUAGGGGCCUACAGGGAAGGGGGGCUCCAGGGAAGAGCUAGGGGCCUACGGGGAAGGGGGGUCUACAGGGAAGGGGGUCUACAGGGAAGGGGGCUACAGGGAAGGGGGGCGUACAGGGAAGGGGGCCUACAGGGAAGGGGGCUACAGGGAAGGGGGGCGUACAGGGAAGGGGGCCUACAGGGAAGGGGGGCUACAGGAAAGGGGGGCUACAGGGAAGGGGGGCUACAGGGAAGGGGGGCUACAGGGGGGGCUACAGGGAAGGGGGGCUACAGGGAAGGGGGGCCUACAGGGAAGGGGGCUACAGGGAAGGGGGCCUACAGGGAAGGGGGGAUACAGGGAAGGGGGCUUACAGGAAAGGGGGCUACAGGGAGGGGGGCUACAGGGAAGGGGGGCUACAGGGAAGGGGGGCUACAGGGAAGGGGGCUACAGGGAAGGAGGGGCUACAGGGAAGGGGGCUACAGGGAAGGGGGCUACAGGGAAGAGCUAGGGGCCUACAGGGAAGGGGGCAACAUGGAGGGGUUAGGGGCCUACAGGGAAGGGGGCUACAUGGAGGGGUUAGGGGCCUACAUGGAAGGGGGGCCUACAGGGAAGGGGGGCUACAGGGAGGGGUUAGGGGCCUACAGGGAAGGGCGGGCGACAUGGAGGGGUUAA
This is a messenger RNA of Oncorhynchus tshawytscha (Chinook salmon), 696 nucleotides long. RefSeq names its product spidroin-1-like. Bases 1 to 696 code for a protein of 231 amino acids. The transcript has a single exon. The record is from RefSeq and is a predicted model, not a curated record. Lineage: Eukaryota; Metazoa; Chordata; Actinopteri; Salmoniformes; Salmonidae.